Molecule: messenger RNA, 441 nt
Organism: Striga hermonthica
Lineage: Eukaryota; Viridiplantae; Streptophyta; Magnoliopsida; Lamiales; Orobanchaceae
Source: the annotation of a GenBank genome assembly
AUGAUCGGUAAACUUUGUGAAUAUGCAUCAAAAAAUCCUCUACGUGUACCCGAGAUUACAAGUGUACUUGAAGAAAGGUGUUACCGGGAACUCAGAAGUGCGAAUAUUAAGUGUGUAAAAGUUGUCAUGUGUAUAUACAGGAAGUUGAUCAUAUCUUGCCAACAGCAAAUGCCAUUGUUUGCUGGAAGUUUUCUUAGUAUUAUACACAUUUUGCUGGAGCAGACAAGACAUGAUGAUAUGCGUAUUGUUGGUUGUCAAGCCCUCUUUGACUUCAUAAAUAACCAGAGGGAUAGUACCUAUACGUUUAACUUGGAAGGCUUGGUUCCGAAACUGUGUCUGAUAGCUCAAGAGAUUGGGGAUGAUGAAAGAGCACUGCGUCUACGUUGUGCUGGGCUUCAAGCACUCUCUUCAACUAAUCAACCAAAGGUUAUCAUCUCCUGA